This is a messenger RNA of Oppia nitens, 549 nucleotides long. Its product is annotated as solute carrier family 52, riboflavin transporter, member 3-A-like. Gene Ontology annotation, biological process: riboflavin transport. Bases 1 to 549 code for a protein of 182 amino acids. Gene Ontology annotation, molecular function: riboflavin transmembrane transporter activity. Lineage: Eukaryota; Metazoa; Arthropoda; Arachnida; Sarcoptiformes; Oppiidae. The transcript has 3 exons. The record is from RefSeq and is a predicted model, not a curated record. Gene Ontology annotation, cellular component: plasma membrane.
AUGAGUGGACUUUCGGUGAAACUGUUGAGUCUGUUGUUUGGUUUGGGUUCGUGGGUCGCCGUCACCGGUCUUUGGCUCGAAAUCCCGGUUUUGAUCCAACAUUUGCCGGAAGGUUGGUCUUUGGCUUCGGAUCUGAAUUUCGUGAUUCAAUUGGCAAAUAUUGGACCCGUUUUCUACUAUUUUCUGCGAAAAUACGGAUUUUUGAAUGAAACGAAAGCUUCUCAUGGAUUACUAGCCGUCGGAACGCUUUCUUGUCUUCUAUUGAUGACCAGUUGGAAGCGAACCUUCCGACUCUUUUCAAGGGAACGUUCGGUGCCUUUGUUUGUGUCGACAUUUGGAUUAUCAUUAUUAGACACGACUUCUUCCGUCACUUUUCUUCCAUUUAUGUCUCGUUUUGAUCGAAAAUAUUUGACUUUUUAUCUCAUAGGAGAAGGUUUGAGUGGUUUUAUUCCAACAAUUUUCGCCUCAAUUCAAGGCAUUCAAGAAACGGACGAAAACUGUGACCAAAACUCGACUCAAACGCAGAUCAAAACUUCGAGAAAUCCCUGA